CUUAACCUUAAAACCUCACUUAUUUUGGACCGGAGUAAUAUUUAUUUAUUGGAGUACUAUUAUUCAAAUAAAUAUCCAUUUCAUUCAUCACAAACUACUCCAUUACCUCCUUCAUCAAUAAUCUAUGUAUCUUCCUUUAAUCUCCUGUAAUAUUGUACAAACUAUAGGGUUAUAACUGUAAUUCACUAUUUCCCGAUAUGGGUGUUUCAUUUUCCCUCCUUAUUCCACCUAUCUCCGCCACUCCACCGCCGUGUCCCGGCAUCGUUGACUUGCCGGAAAAUUGCGUGGCAUCAGUUAUGACAUAUUUAGAUCCACCGGAGAUAUGUAAACUUUCGAUGUUAAAUCGAAAUUUUCGGAUAGCUGGUUAUGCUGAUUGUAUAUGGGAAUCGAAAUUGCCUACAAAUUAUGAGUUAAUUAUUGAGAGAUUAUUUGAAAAUUUUGAUGAGAAUUUGUGUAAGAGAGAUGUUUUUGCCUUGCUUUGUCGACCCAUUUUGCUAGAUGAUGGCUCAAAGGGUUAUAAUUGGAAUUUCACAAAUUUCCGAUAUGGUGAUUAUGAAAAUUUUGAAGAAAAUUUGUGUAAAAGAGAUGCUUUUGCCUUGCUUUGUCGAUCCAUUUUGCUUGAUGGUGGCUCAAAGAAGGUUUGGUUAGAUAAGCGUACGGGUAGAGUUUGUCUGUCAAUAUCUUCUAAAGGCUUGGCCAUAACAGGCGUUGAUGAUAGGAGAUAUUGGAGUCGUAUUGAAACAGCUGAAUCAAGGGACACUUCUGUAUUUGGGUUUGGAACCGGCUAUGGUUUGCUGGACUCACAUAGACAGAGUUACAACUUAUGAAUUAUCAGAUACAAGGCUAUUUGGAAUCAGAAGGCCUGUGAGGGUUAGAAUCACAUAAGCCAAAGGGGGCAACAACUAAGGGGUCGUUUAGUUGGGUACUAGUUUUCUAGGGAUUAUAAUACCGGAAUUCAAUUAUGACGAGAUUAUUUAGUGGAUAUACAUUUAUUGUUAGAUGCUUGGUUUAUUGGACUGGAAAUGGUGUAUUAUUUAAAACGUGUUUGGUUUUAAUACUGUAAACCAAACAACCCUCUCGUGUACUGUUUAUGUUAUUAGCUGCUGGCGAUAUCUUAUCGAACCAACUUGUUUCUCGAAUUUCUGAAAUUGAAAUGAUAAUUCCCCAUCUUCCAUAAUUUUUUAAUAUAGGUUCAAAUCCCAAUUUUGAUUGUCUAAUAUUUCUUUAUUUGUCCAACAAGUUUUGUUAUAGAGUUACGUAGUACCUGUACUGGUGGAAGGUAGUAGGUAUCCCACGGAAUUAGUCGAGGUGCGUGCAACCUGGCCCCUUUUUUUUUUUUUUAAAUAUAUAUUCCGUACAUAGGGGGUAGGGAAAGGUGAUUACAAUGUGGGGAUUCGAACUCU
Molecule: messenger RNA, 1403 nt
Organism: Lycium barbarum (goji berry)
Lineage: Eukaryota; Viridiplantae; Streptophyta; Magnoliopsida; Solanales; Solanaceae
Product: F-box protein PP2-A12-like
Exons: 5
Coding region: 198-827 (209 amino acids)
Molecular function (GO): protein binding
Source: RefSeq, a predicted model, not a curated record